AUGACGUCAUCUUCCAAGAACCCUUUCUCCUCGAAACCCCCAAGGCCUCCCUCUUCCUUCACCGCCUCUUCUCUAGCCUCCACCUCAGCAGGACCCCAAAUUCGAAUCCCUAACCCUAGCUCAAUCGUCUCUCCGCCGAUUACGAUCUCACUAGAGGAUCAAACCCUCUCACGCUCCAGUCACUUCACGCGUCCGGAGCUUCUCCGGCGCCGAUCGCACAACCUCAAGCAGCUAGCGAAGUGCUACAGGGACCAUUACUGGGCUUUGAUGGAGGAUCUCAAGGGGCAGCACAGGGAGUACUACUGGAGAUACGGUGUUAGUCCGUUUAAAGAUGAAUCGAAUAAGAGACGGAGAGUUGAAGGAGAAAGCGGAGACGGCGUUGGAGGUAGUGGAGAGAAUGGUGCUAACAGUGAUGGGAGCUGUAUGUAUGGAUGUAAAGCUAAGGCUAUGGGUCUUACUAAAUACUGUCAGCUUCAUAUUCUUAAGGAUAGUAAGCAGAAGCUCUACACUGGUUGCACAAACGUUAUUAAAAGAGCCCCAGCAGGUCCGUUACUUUGUGGGAAGCCUACGCUUGCAUCGACCGUACCUGCACUGUGUAAUGUGCAUUUCCAGAAAUCGCAAAAGCUAGUUGCUAAAGCUUUGAAGGAUGCUGGUCACAAUGUCUCUUCAGGCAGCAAGCCUCCCCCAAAGCUCCAUGUCAUAGUAGCCGCGUUUGUGGAUCAUAUUCAAAGCAAAAGAAAAAAUCCACGGAGUGAGGGUAAACUGAAAAGUGUAGUUAAAGAAGAAAAUGUAAGCUGAGUCAAGCCGUUAGCAUUCCCAGAAGAAGUUGUUGCAAUAAGUCAUGCAGAAGUGAAAGGCAUGGCGUCACGGUCUUCUGCAUUGUGCUUGAGCUUGUAGUCAUUUGUCUAUUGUUGAACGGAAAUUAGCUGCACACGAAGCAAUCUCUUAGGCAAAUCAUGAAACUGCUUCUCCUUCUGCUGGAUGAGUGAGCAAACUCUGACGUUGGGGCGGAUGGCGGAAUCAAUAUACUUUUAAUGUCGAAUCAGGAUCAACUAGGACAGAAAUAAAGCAUUGGGUCGAAC
Molecule: messenger RNA, 1082 nt
Organism: Eruca vesicaria subsp. sativa (arugula)
Lineage: Eukaryota; Viridiplantae; Streptophyta; Magnoliopsida; Brassicales; Brassicaceae
Source: the annotation of a GenBank genome assembly